Ceratitis capitata (Mediterranean fruit fly) is the source of this 3749-nucleotide messenger RNA. RefSeq lists its product as uncharacterized. NCBI's taxonomy places the organism in Eukaryota, Metazoa, Arthropoda, Insecta, Diptera, Tephritidae. Gene Ontology annotation, molecular function: chitin binding. The transcript has 10 exons. Gene Ontology annotation, cellular component: extracellular region. The coding region runs from base 440 to 3535 and encodes 1031 amino acids. The record is from RefSeq and is a predicted model, not a curated record.
UUAGUCUGCGUUUGAGCAGCACUGCGAACGGUAUAACAAAAUAUUUUAAACGCGUUGGGAGUGUUACUAUACAAGUGGAUUGCAAAAUAAGGAAAAAAAUUUCCCAAAAAAAUCGGCACAAAAAAGCUAGAUAAAUACAAAAAAAUUCUGCGGAAAACCGUUGCAUUAAAAGCACACACAAAAUACCAAUAACAAAUACAUAAAUAUAUAUGUGAUUUAUAUAUGAAACGUUUAACUAUCGAUAAUCAACAACAACAACAACAGGAAGAGUUUUACAUAUAAAUAAAGGCAAAACAAAACCACCUUCAAGUAAAUACAAGCCGCAACAACAAUAAGCAACAGAAGACUUCAGCAACAAACUUGGAAUUGAAACAUAGUCUUCAUCAUUCCACACUACUCGCUGUCAUUUUGUUAUAAUUACAAGCACAAAACAACAGUCAUGAAGAAAGCCAGACGAUGGUUUCUCAUAACGGCGUCUCUGUUAAUGCUAGUGACGGACAUAGCAGCAGUGGCGCCGUUCAAAAAAGUUUCAAUUGCCACAACAUCUGCGACAACGACAGCAAAAACCACAAGCACUACAACGGAAGCACCGAGCAGUGAAGCGACUUCUGACGGCACAGCGACGGGUACAACGAAAAAUUCCAAGCUGACUGGUAUACCACAAAUCGAUUAUAUUUGGGACCCAAAUUUGCCACGCGAACUGAGAGGCUACAAUCUCUCGAGUUAUCCCUUCUUCUCGAAUGUGCCACCAGAGGAGGAUAUUCAUUUCAAAUGUGAUGGUCUGCAUGAUGGUUUCUAUGCUUCCAUUGAACAUAAAUGUCAGGUGUAUCACCACUGUGUCUAUGGUAUCCGACAUGACUUUCUCUGCGCCAAUUUUACUGCCUUCGAUCAGCGAACAUUUAUUUGUCACUUCGUGUCCGAUGUCGACUGUGAGGGUUCGAAGAACUAUUGGAACAGAAAUGAUGAUCUCUAUAUGGCUACCACAACAACAACGACGACAACAACCACAACAGAGCCGCCGCCAACGCCCCGCAGACGGUUAGUGCGACCAUUACGACCUUUAAGGCGUCCAAUAAAUCGCCGACCAAUAGAUGAUUACUAUUAUGAUGAAGAAGAGGAACCUGUGGCUGCAUAUGAUGAUUACUACGAGGAACCGCGGAAUCGUCGACGCAAACCACGUCCACGACAACGAAAACCCAUAGCGGAAUAUGAAGAAGAAUAUAGCGAUGAGAAGCCACGGCGUCACAAUCCACGUGAUCAUUUACGUGAUGAAGAGGAAUUAGAAGAAGAUUAUGAUGUUGAUCGGCAUAAAUAUGAUCGGCCUAACUCACGCGUCAAGCCGGGAGAUAGGCGCAAAACUGGCAGUCGGAAAUCGACCACGGCUGCAGGUCGUUUAGGUGCAGAUGAAAGACGCAGUUUAAGUGAAGAUCGUCCACUGGCCGGUCGCAAGGACAAAUCACGAAUAACACCAUCAGUAGAACCAGCCGAUCCGGUAGAAUCUCCGCCGCGUCGCUUAAGUGGAAGGCGUAGAAUUAAUGAAAAACGUACGUCGCAAACUAACAGUGAUGACCUAGACGAUUAUGCGAAACCACAUGAACAUGCACCGGAUCAGGAGGAGGCUGCCGAAGAAGAAGCGCCACCGAAAGUAAAGACAACACCGAAACCACUGGAAGAAUUCAUUACACCAAAAGCAGGUAUUGGGUCUGUUUAUGCGCGCCCACGAGCACCACCACGUAUCGCACGUCCAGUGCCUCUUAAUGAGAAGAAAAAAUUCCAAUAUCCAGUACAAAAAACAGGCACCACGCCCAGUCCCGAAUCUACACAUGCAAGUGAAGACGACUAUUAUGAAGAGGAGGUAUACGAUGAUAUACGCCUGCAUCGGGUUCCACCUCGUAGACGUGUUGUAGACAGUAAGCUUGAUGAAGAAGAAGAAGUGCCAAGUACGAGAAGACGGAAUCAAAACGACACACCGUUAAUUAAAAAACCUUCCCGAACAACCAUACGACGACCCACAACAGAGAAAAAGCGUGUGCCAGUAGUAGAUGAAGAAGACUACGAUAGUGUUGGUGGUGCAGCUAUUGAACCCGUCGAUGCCCACACCAGCGCCCGUAGACGACCGUUUAACACUCGUAAUCGCAGCUCAUUUGGUCCACCCGUUGGGCGCGGGGCUGACGAUGUUGACUUUGUCGAUGACGACUACGAAGAACGACCAUUGCGGCCAGCCAACCGCCUGAGACCGAAAGCAGCAGCACGCAAAGGCACCAAGAAACCGCGGCGCCCCAUUGAGGAGGAAGAUGUGUACGAAGACGAACCUGAACCACAAGUACGGAAUCGUGCCAGUGUAAACCGGCCUAGAAUAGGCACCAAUGCGCGUUUACGACAAUCCACAACGACUACAACAACAGCAGCAACGAUUGAAGAGUCAGCAGCUGAUGCCGAGUUAGACGAGGAAGAGGAAGAACAAUCAGCGUCCCCAGCGCCAAGUCGACCAGCCGGCCACUCGCCCUCUGGGCGGACAGCAACGGUACGUGUUGUUAAGCGCCCAUUUUUGCCUUCGCGCGGUGGCAGCCCUUAUCUUCCACGUGGCCUACAACCGGUUGGUGUAGCUCUGAAGCCACUCGGCACCCACACAACAGACAGCACGCCCAUUGACAUGGGAUCUACAAUAUCGGGCGUACGUCUACUUGAACAUGGUGCCCCGAUAUUGCGAGAUUCUGGUAGCGCUACAGCUCCGAUGAAUACUCACAUUGUACAUGACCCAAACGGCUACGAACGCGAGCGCGAACGUGACGGGGAGAGGGAGAGGGAGCGAGACCUGCAAUCACCUCAAAUUCAUCGUACAACUUUUCCACCGCGUAGCGCAUUGCCAGCAUCUCAGGCCCGACCAGAGCCUCAGCCUAAAAUCACAUUAGAUGAGCUCUACGAAAAUGACUAUGACGUCACGCUGAAUGACGCCCUCAAUCCGACGCUUAAACCGCUUUCGCAGCAUCACAGCAAUCAUCCAAAUCACCAUAGCGCUUAUGAGAAUGCAUAUGCGUCUGAGUCGGGCGUCGGUACAUUUGUCAAUAACAAUAAUAAUAACAAAUCACCCACAACACUUUAUCAUAAUAACAAUAGCAAUAAUAAUAAUCAAUAUCAUCAGCAACAACAACAUAAACACCACCUAAAUUCUUAUCAAACUAAAUCACAAAUCUCUCCAUCGCUUAGUCAAACACAAACUCAUUUCGAGCCGCUUCAAAUUUCCAAAUCAUUACAAUCGCAAAUUCAUCAUCAAUCUGAACAUAUGCUUGCACAACAACAACAACAACAACAACAACAACAACAAACUAGACAGCAACCACAACAGCCCCGACAGCAACAUCAACAACAAAGUGCUUAUAAUGACUACAAUAGUGACGAUUCAUAUUUCUCACCAACAGAUAUACGAAGGCGCGCGGUCAUCGCAGCGCCACAGCAACCGUAUUCCAGCCGAACGGACUACAGAAGCGUCGGCAUGAGAAUAGCCCAGCACUUCUAUGAUGAUUUGGAAUACUAAAGGUCGCUCUAAAAAUGUAUAUAAGAGUAUUUUGAAACAGCCACACUCCCCAGCAACACGCACACAUACACACAGCACAGCACAGCAAAGCACCGCACACGCCUGGCAACAUGUUGAUAACAGUUUCUUAAGAAAAUGUACAGACGCUGAUUCGCCGAUAAAGUCUUUCAGCAUAGAAAUCUGGAAACGUUUACAAUAUUUAAAAACAGGAUAA